AUGGCUCAAAGGAUGCAGGUGCCGGAGUUGAGAUGUAUGGAACCGGAGAACUAUAAGAAAUAUUUCCGUGCGCUAUGUUGGAGUGGUACCAAGAAGGAAAGGCGAUCCCACAAAAGAAUUGGGAAGAAAGAGAAACUCCGACGCUUAAAAGCGGCCAAUGCCUUGGCUGUUUGUUAUGCUCCUGCACUCCUGGGCAAUCCAUCUCAAUUUGCUGUGUAUGCCAAUGUGCGUAAAUCCAUCCUCGCUCGUUGGAGACAUCUUCAUGGCACCGUCAAUGAGCUGUCUGAUGACAGUGACAAUGAGGAUGCAACACCACCACAAACAAAUAAAAUACCAAAGGGACAUGCACCUGAAGAACUGGCGCAGGAGCCAACUGAAAUCAUACUCAACCUUCAUUCAAUGCUGGUGGAGGUGGCCAGUGGUAGUGGGCCAAAUGGCAAAGUGGAGUUACCAACAACUCUAACUGCACUCAGUAGCUCUUGCCUCAUAGCACUCUCAGUGGCCCGGGGUGAGGCUGAACUCAUCCUGAGUGCUGUGGCAUCUCUUAUCAUGUCCCCAUCUGUACUCUCUGAACAAGAUCUUCAGAUCCCAUCAAACUUAAUCACUCUCCAACGGAGCGUCCAGUCGGUGAUACUUGGUUCUCCGUCCCGCAACCUAUGGUUAAACUAUGGCGUCCCUCACCAGUGUCUAGUGAAUAGCUUCCCAGUAGACCUUCCUGCGCAACUAACUGGGUCGGGCGAGCUCGUGGUCCGGUCCUUAGUUUCCGAUGGCUGCUUCCUAUACGUAUAUACGUCCAAAGGCCUGUUGAAGAUAGGUUCAGGGUACGGCAGCUCUAUAAGGCAGCACGUUUAUAUGCACAAGCCAGACUUCUUUGCUAGCGAUCGCCACGGCUGGCUAGGUUAUUGUAAGAAUAAAUUAUAUCUAAGGAUAGGCAGGAAAAAGACUGAAGUUUAUGAAAUAGAUAGAGAGACUUUGGAAGUGAGAAACAUGAUACGGCUGGAUCCUGGUCUACCGGCCCCUGUUGAACCUAAGUCAGCGGUUUUUACCGACGGAAACCAAUUAGGACUGAUAUUAUUAACUAAUUUUGACAACCUUACAAUUCGGCUGUACGACGCUGACUCCCAGCCGGAACGCGACGAAGGCUCAGCUACCACAACUCUGACGUCACAGAAAGAGAUCAAUGUCCAUCUUCUAAGGCGUAGGACGCUAGUACUGGGCCGCAGUCCUUUUGAAGACGGAAUGUCUAGACGAGCGACAGAACUGGACACUCCUAUAGCAAUGCAACUUGAUGAUAAUGAUGACGACCCCUUGCUCAGCAUUUAUGGUGGUCAGGACUUUGCGCUACUUACCACAGCUUCUGGAAAGGUAUACUACACCGGCAAAGGUGCUAGUCUUGGCUACAAGGCGGCCUCUCCACAAACUGGCCGGUGGACCCUAAUGAAAGAAACAAUAUUCUCACGGAACGAAGCGCCGAACGCCAAGAGAUGCAAGGUUAUGCAGGUUGCCCUUGGUAAGGCUCACGCUGUAGCUCUGACAAAUUUCGGCCAAGUCUACACCUUUGGAAUAAACAAUAAGGGACAGUGUGGACAAAUGUUCCCAACAUCUCGCCGUCGUACUGAGUCCAAGGAAGAGCCCCGAUUGUGUUCCACAUCACAUACAUGGACGACAGACUACUGCCGCGUGUGUGUUCUAUGCAGGGACUGUACGGGAUUCUCCAGCGCGUGUCACUGCUCGCAUCUACCGAAUAGAGUGCCUGGAGAAAAAUGCGGUUGCGGCGAAGGCGACAGUGGUUGUGCAGUUUGCGGCGUUUGUCGGAGAUGCGCAGACACAUUUGUAAUGGCUGGUCGGCCUGAACGAGCAUCAACAUUCACCGUCACGGACUUGGAUGAUGAUGGCGAACCAUCCAUAAGGCCAGACUCUAGAAGCGAUGUUGACGACGAUGGCGACGUCUCCGCUAGAAUCGACACACGGAGCGUGAUAUUUGACAAACAGGCGGUGAUACUAAAUACAUGUUCCGUCACUGUCACAGAUUUUGAUAACAACUGCGCAGGAGCCUCUUCUAGUGUCGAGACGAUGAUUGAUAAAGAAAACGUGCGGUUCUCGUUAUUCGAAGGCGCUGCAGCUAGCUCGGAAAUGGACCGCGAUGCCAGUCUUAAAGUGACUUGUUUACCUCCGGCAAGAGUGGCCGUGCCCGGGGGACACCGCAUCGUCGCUGUAGCGUGCGGCUUGCAUCAUACAGUUCUGCUGACUGAACAUGUAAUAUUACCAAACCGACCAGAACAUACGUUCAAAUGCAUAACAAUAAAUAAAAUGGACGGCUCAUGCAACACGUGGACUGGCUCGGAGCAAGUGGACUUCGUGAACAGUCUCGCGUGUCUCGAUCCUUUAUACGACGUCCUUUGGUGUUACCAGCCUCAGAUGAGGGUCAUGAAGUGCUACAACAUACUGGCUUUUGACUCACACAAAUUGCAGAAAUGCUGCAAUGAUCCCGAGUCGUAUUUCGGUGAAGGAGACUUUGAAUACCCAAACUAUGGCAGUAUGAAACGCUUAGAAGACUUCAAGAACUUGGAAAACUUUGAUCUGUCCUGUCGUGACGAGGAUAGGCCGACGGACAAUGUCGCUCUGUCCAAUAUGUCGGUGCUGAACCAGGAACUCGCCAUUCCAUCAGCGAUUGGUUACUCUGUUACUCGAAUGCACGCUGCGUUACAUCUUCUGGGAUGUUUAGAUUCGUUGACUUAUGCUCAUGACAUAAGGUUAAAUCAAUCAGAUUCUAAGAGAGAUAGCUUGGGGUCUCCAAUACUUCCUGUGAAGGAGGAUUAUCAGACUGUGAAUAGAUUCGAAAGUAACGGUGGAGGGUGGGGCUACUCUGGACACUCGGUUGAAGCUAUACGAUUUAUGUGUGAUACUGAUAUCUUGUUGGGUGGUAUCGGUUUAUACGGCGGUCGUGGUGAUUACACUGCGAAAGUGAAGUUGUACGACAUUGGGAUCGAAGGUGGGGACCAGGAAGGCGACGGGGAAUUAAUCACUGAGAGUGAUGAGAUCAUAUACGAGUGUCCCCCAAGAGAUCGAUUCCCGGUCAUGUUUGACAACCCUGUGCCGCUUGCGGCUAACCGAUGGUACGUCGCAUGGGCUUGCAUAUCCGGACCCUCGUCAGACUGCGGCUCCUCAGGUCAGGCAAUGGUCAUAAACGACGAAAUAGGAUUCCAUUUCAAAACUUCCAAAAAGUCUAACAAUGGUACCGACGUAAACGCGGGACAAAUUCCUUGUUUCAUCUAUAACACUGUCAGCCCUGACCAGUCUUUACCACUCAAAGUUGUGGACUUGGGCGAACCAAUAAUAGUUCUAUCUAAGAACUUGUCGAGAAAAGUGACUGUGUCCUGCUUCAAGUCGCUUAUAACCUUAUUACAAUGGAGCUGGGAUACCUUCAAACAAAUCCUUCUGGAGACAAAUGGCUUGGUGCCAAUUAACUACCAGAAAUUAACUGUAAUGAAGCAUCAAAAGAGGUUGGUUUACGUGAUCAGAGCGUGCCUACGUCUGGUGAAAUCUUACAUCAACGAAAUUUACCCACAAAAUAACAGGAAACGCAACUCCCACGAGUACAUGUCCUACUUCGAGGCUAUUGCUGAAGUGCGGAACUUGAUUCAGUCGAUAAUGGCUGAUCAGACGCCUACAUGUUCCAUGCUGCCUCGGAAACCGGGGAAGAGUAAGGCUCAUAGAGUAUGCUAUGUGCAGUUUGCUCUAGAGUUGAUCACAUCGAUAUUGAACGAAGCUCAUGAUACAAUAACAGCAUGCUUCCACGCUUUCUUUCCUACUCCAACGCUGAAAUGGAACCAUCUUUGCUCCAUGUUGUUUAACGUCAAGAUAAUCAUUAAAGAGAUCCCUGCUAAGUCUGCGACGGUCCCGCGAUCGUCGCAUGCGCAGAAACCACCUCCCAUACCUCCGCGAGCCAACAGUAGAGAUGCUACGAAACAGAUGAUGACGCGGCAGUGUGGCCAGCCUCAUGACCACGGGGAAAUAAAACAGCAGGAGAAACUCUCCGAGUAUUGUUGCAAACUCAUUGCUAGGGUCGUGGCUGAAAUGUCUACCAGUGCCACUUCUAUUCGGGACACGGACUCAAACGUAGUAAAGAACUUUGUGACACCAUCGCGGUUUAUGCGAGUGAAUCAAUCGAGAGCUUGGAACACUGGGAACGGCAGUCCGGAUGCUAUCUGCUUCACCGUGGACCGACCUGGAGUGACGUUAGUCGGCGUUUGUGUCUAUGGUGGCCUGGGGAACUACGAGUACUCCCUCGAACUACUACACGAUGUACGGCUCCGCGCAUCAGCCGACGAAGCGAACUCGACUCACUGCUGGGUGAGCAUGGAGAUCGUGCACGGGAACUACAGCGCGGCUGAUCUGCAACACGACGUGGUGCAGCUCAAGAGGAUUUACGUUACGCCAUACGUCUCUGUAACCAUGGCGGUCGUACUUCCAACGGCGAUUGCGGGCUACCUUCAGUUAAGGGCCCCGAUGGUACCACGUUCCGUUUCGCGUCCUGCUCUCUCAGCUUCAAUGGAACUACAUUGGCUAGAGGACAGAUACCUAGCCUGGUUUAUUAUGGCCGACCUGUUCUGCACGUUGCGCAAUGAGUUGACUGCUGAGGACUUGAGAAGAAAUGCUACAGUGCUGCAGAGCUCACCAGCUAUCAACAUAUUGAUACCAUAUACCCUCGCCAACUUGGAUGGCGUUGAUGACUCUAAGAGCGUCAUCAAGAUACUAGAGAUGAUUCACAAGCUGCUUCCUCACGUGGCAGCUAUGAACUUGUUAGUGCCAAGUGUUGAAGAAUCGAGCACUACCACGGGAAAUUACUAUACGUGGCUCGAGAGCGAUCACCCGUACAAGCAGGCUACUGUUACUAAUAUGAGGGUACUAUUCCCGACCAACGUAUCCUGGGUGGUCCUCGAAAUGGAUCCACGAAGCAUCACCGCUCAGCCUGAAGACUCCCUCACCAUAUACGCAGUGGCCGGAACUCCUAAACAUCGGUGCCAUUGUGCUAACGAGGUCCGAGUGUCGGAUCCGCCUUUCAGAAAGCGACUAGUGCAGUUGACGAAUGAAGGCGAAGUGGAGGAAUUAGGGGAGGAGCCCGAUGGUGAUGGCGUGUGUAUGCAUUACAACUGUACUUACGUUGGUGUCACCCCAAGGCUGGCUAACAAUGCAAGUGACUGGCCUCAAAAAGCCCUUUUAGUACCAGGGAAUGAAGUGAUAUUCUCUUUGGAGACAGCAUCCGACUAUUUAACCGAAUUUAACAAGUCAAAUAACAACGUUAGUGGAGGUUCAAGUACAAGCUAUGACGGGCGGCAGUCCAAUGGGAGUGGAGGGCGAGUCUCCUCAGGACGGGAGCGAAGCCCUCCUCCUGUCCAGAGGACUGGAACUCUCCUCCCCUCCCACCAUUCACCAAGUACUCGAUGGGCAACCGCUGCUGCGAAAAAAGUAACAAUAAUAAUUUAA
Molecule: messenger RNA, 5487 nt
Organism: Spodoptera littoralis (African cotton leafworm)
Lineage: Eukaryota; Metazoa; Arthropoda; Insecta; Lepidoptera; Noctuidae
Source: the annotation of a GenBank genome assembly